AUGCAAUAAUUGUCUCUCAAUAACAUCCCUUAAAAUCUAUUCCCAUUACCUAUUGUUAAAUCUCAUUAUGAGAUACAACAUCUAUAAGAACUAAGAAAUGAAUAAGAAAAUCAAAUAUUACAAGAUCAUUCAAAACUAUUUAAAGAGAAAACUCCUAAUCGUAGAGAUUAAACUUUAUUAUAAAAGAAUAAAAGAUAAUCAACAGUCUCUCAUGAUUUAAAAAAUAGUAUUCGAAAGAUUUCUGAAUACCAAAGUCAUUCAUAAGAAUAAAUGCUCAAUUCUCAACAUUCAAUUCAUAACAAUACAAUUGAUUGUUCAAUUAAUUAUAAAUAACUAAAUAAGCAUAUUAUAACUGAAUAACAAUUCUAAAUAAAAUAAAAUCAAAUCUAAUAAAUGAUCAGAGAAAAACUUUACACCUCUUAUUGUAAUUCAAUUAAAAAGCAUUCCAAAUUAAAAGGUGUCUUAUUAUAAAAAAUUAGUUAAUUGGCUCCAUUUAUAUCUCAAGAUAAAAAUAUGCAUUAACCUCAUAUUAAAAGAAUGAAUUAAUUUAUGAAAUUUAGAUCUUAAUCAAUUCCUUUUAAUCCUAAUAUUGAUUCUGUUUAAAAUAGUGUCUAAAGAAUUGAAUCUCUACCUAGAAAUCAAGACAAUCAAAGAUAAAGAAUCACAAGUAAAUAAUCUACUCAAAGUUAAAUGAUAUAUCAUAAUAAAGAUGCUGACAGAAUUAUUCGGAAAUUAAACAGAAAAACUGAAAAAUUAUUAAAUGAAACAUAUCCUGAAAUUGAUCCAAAUCCUAUUGUCGAUUAUCAAAAAUAAAUCUUAAAUAGAAUUGAACUCAGAAAUUCUACAAAAAAGAAACUAAUAGAUAGCUUUCAAGAAAUUAUUGAUAAAUAUUGA
Paramecium pentaurelia is the source of this 894-nucleotide messenger RNA. NCBI's taxonomy places the organism in Eukaryota, Ciliophora, Oligohymenophorea, Peniculida, Parameciidae. The record is from the annotation of a GenBank genome assembly.